Molecule: messenger RNA, 5581 nt
Organism: Pangasianodon hypophthalmus (striped catfish)
Lineage: Eukaryota; Metazoa; Chordata; Actinopteri; Siluriformes; Pangasiidae
Gene: gba2
Product: glucosidase, beta (bile acid) 2
Exons: 16
Coding region: 560-3175 (871 amino acids)
Biological process (GO): glucosylceramide catabolic process; carbohydrate metabolic process; central nervous system development
Cellular component (GO): membrane
Molecular function (GO): glucosylceramidase activity; beta-glucosidase activity
Source: RefSeq, a predicted model, not a curated record
GAGCAGGGUGCAUGAGUUCAUCUCGACUGAGCUAAAUGCACUGUAUAUGGAGAAGGAUUGAUUAAGGUGCGAUUCCGGUUUGAGAUCUGAGUCACACCCGCAGCGAUAUGUUUUAUUUGUGAUAUAUCAAAGCGUUUACCUCGGAGAUACAUGUAAACGUGGCAUUUCUUUGAACAAGACGCUCCACAAGAACAGGGUGGUGAAACGGAUGCAAAACCCGGAUGGCUGCGUGGAUGGAUGGCGUCGAGCUGCAAACAAAUUCACCAUCGCAUCCUGUCUACAGGUCGGAGGGAUAGCACCAUCAACCCAGCGGAGAACAAUGACUCGCACCAUUACAUGUCUGUGCAUGUAGCGCACUGUGGUUCUGACUGACUGGACGAAGUUUACAUUUAAAAUUUUAUAAUCUCUGCCGAUGAGACACAUUUAGUGUUUAGCCGGAGGUGGAGGAUUUAAUCUGAGCUUCAUAUUCCUGCUACUGGAAUAGAAAGUAAAUCAGCACCUUUAACGCAGGGUUAGUGAUUAUAUUGUAGGUUUGAGCUGCAUACACAAGGCCACCACCAUGGAUUUAAAUGACAGCAGGUCGUUAUCCGAGCUCAUGGCCCGGUAUGAGGGCACGGAAACCGGAUUCGGUGUGCCUAAGGAUGGGUGGAGGAUCUGCCUGGCUCACGAGUUCAAGGAGAAAAGAAAACCUUUUCAAGCUAAAGACGUGUCCCUCUCCAACAUCAUACAGCACAUCGGCCUGGGCUUCAGGUAUUUAAAAUGGUGGUACCAGAGAACACAGAUUGAGAAGAAGGCACCGUUUAUAGACAUAUUCAAUUCUUUGCCCCUAAGGCCGAUUUACGGUGCCCCCUUGGGUGGCAUUGGGGGAGGGAGCAUUACACGUGGAUGGAAGGGGGAGUUCUGUAGGUGGCAGCUUAACCCAGGAAUGUACCACUACAAAACUGUCAUUGCUGACCAGUUUACAGUGUGCCUGCGUAGGGAUGGUCAGACAAUCUAUCAGCAAGUGUUGUCCACCGAACAUCCUCACACACUGCAGGACUGGAACUGGGGUUACUGCGGUGUGUUUGCAUUCUACCAUGCACUCUACCCCCGAGCAUGGACCGUUUACCAGUUGCCUGGCCAGAACGUCACGCUCACCUGCAGGCAGGUGUCACCUGUCAUCCCGCACAACUACAAGGACUCAAGUUUUCCGGUUGCUGUGUUUGUGUGGGAUAUAGAGAACAAGAAUGACUACGCGCUGGAUGUCAUAAUCAUGUUUACCAUGGCCAAUGGAUCAGGCCACAAGGAUGAAAAAUGUGGGGGUCAUUGGAAUGAACCAUUCCACUUGGAAAAAGAGGGCGAGUCUGUGUCAGGGGUUUUGCUUCACCACUGCUCACCGGUGAACGCGUACACACUGUGUAUGGCGGCCCGCGAACAGUCCAACAGAAAGAUCACCCACAAGACUGCGUUCAGUCCUAAUGACACUGGAAAGGCCAUUUGGAGUGACCUGAUGAGUGACGGGCAGUUAGACUCACCCCCUGGCUCCAGCCCUCCAACUCGGAGAGGAGAGACAGUGGCAGCAGCACUGGCGGUGGGCUGCUCUGUGCCUGCUCAUGGACACAACAGCCUGGAGUUCUGCCUGGCCUGGGACAUGCCAAAAGUUACUUUUGGCUCAAGGGAAAGAGAGCACAUCAGACGGUAUGCACGUUACUAUGGUACCAAAGGAGACGCAGGCCCAGCUCUUUCACACUAUGCACUUACACACUACAAAGGCUGGGAGAAGAGCAUUGAGGAAUGGCAAAGACCCAUUCUGGAAGAUGGUUCUCUCCCUUCCUGGUAUAAAUCAGCCUUGUUUAAUGAGUUAUACUUUGUUGUGGAUGGGGGGACUGUGUGGGUGGAGCUUCCUGAGGACUGUGAUGUUAGUGGAGGGCUUCGCCCAGAAGAAGGCGGUCUUCCAGCGCAGCCCCCUGUCCUCAAAGAGUAUGGCCGCUUUGCCUAUUUAGAGGGUCAGGAGUACAGAAUGUACAACACAUACGAUGUGCACUUCUAUGCCUCCUUCGCACUUAUCAUGCUCUGGCCCAAACUGGCUCUGAGUCUACAGUAUGAUAUUGCUGGUAGUGUGGUACAGUAUGACCCCACAGAAAGGGUGAACCUCAUGAGUGGGCAUUGCUCACCAGUUAAGACCAGGAAUGUAGUACCUCAUGACAUUGGAGACCCAGAUGACGAGCCUUGGCAACGUGUCAAUGCCUAUCAGAUUCAUGACACGGCAGACUGGAAAGACCUGAACCUGAAGUUUGUUCUACAGGUAUACCGUGACUACCAUCUAACUCAGGACCUCCAGUACCUGAAGGACAUGUGGCCCAUCUGCCAGGUGGUUAUGGAGACUGAAAUGAAGUUUGAUAAAGAUGGGGAUGGCCUAAUAGAGAACUCCGGAUAUGCUGACCAGACCUAUGAUGGGUGGAUUGUAACAGGACCCAGUGCGUACUGUGGGGGUCUGUGGCUGGCCUCGGUGUGUGUAAUGUGUAAGAUGGCACAACUUCUGAAAAGUGACUCUGUGUACGAGCACUACAGAGACAUCUUGAAGAGAGGACAUGCCGCCUUCGAUAAACUACUGUGGAAUGGCAAGUACUAUAACUAUGACAGCAGUGGGCGAAGUAUGUCCAACAGUGUGAUGUCUGACCAGUGUGCAGGCCAGUGGUUCCUCAGGGCAUCUGGACUAGGAGAUGAUGAGUUUGAGGUUUUCCCUAAGGAGAAGAUCCACAGCGCACUGAAAAGCGUGUUUGAUCUGAACGUAAUGAGCUUUGCAGGAGGGCAGAUGGGUGCUGUGAAUGGCAUGAGACCAGAGGGUGUGCCUGAUCGCUCCAGUGUCCAGUCAGAUGAGGUCUGGGUUGGGGUAGUUUAUGGACUGGCAGCUACUAUGAUUCAGGAGGGUCUGUUAGAAGAAGGUCUUCACACUGCUGAAGGUUGCUAUCGGACAGUGUGGGAGCAGACAGGAAUGGCCUUUCAGACUCCUGAGGCAUACUGUGAAAAAGGGAUCUAUCGCUCCUUGGCUUACAUGAGACCUCUCAGCAUUUGGGCCAUACAGCUGGCCCUGGACAAUCGGCCAAACGUGAGCAAAUCUAUGCAGCCAGACAGCGAGGCAGCUCGUUUAGAGACGGAUUUACAGGAUGAACUGGUUAAAGACAACUGCCAUUAAUGACUGUGUGCAUGAUCUUCUGACCUCCACACACACUACUUUUCAUACCAGAUUAAGUGUACAUUAAAGCUGACAUUUACCUUGUGCAGACAAGUAUGUGAUUACAUGUAGCAGCUUUGAGUAUAGUUUUGAGAAUAGCGGUGCUUCCAUUUAGGGCACCAAGUUUUACAUACAGUGGAUAAACACAUAAAAUAUAUCUCUCAGACAUGGGUUACACUGAUCAAGUCUUUAGCUAAAGCAGUGAGAGCUAGAAAGUGCAAGCAUGAGUUUAUGUACUUCUACAGUUAGAAUUAUGUAUUUUAGUUUAAGAUUAUCAUACAAAUAUUUGCAUUUAGCAAUUUAAGUUGUAUAUUUGUUCAUUUUAUUAUCACUACAGUAGUCCAACCCUGAUGAUACUGUAAUAAUACACAUCAAGAUUGAGCAGCCAUGAUGUGAUUAUGAUGUUUUCAGUGGUUUGAUUUACACUGUACUCUGGAAUGAUGCAUUAGAUUAUGUGUGCAUACGUUUAUCCAUACAUUUUGAGGUGUACGGUGGGAUAUAGUUAGAUGACAAACUUUAAAGUGUACUAGGAUAAUUUACACAGUGGGACACCCUAAAAACGGUUAAACCCCUAGUUGGUUUUUUAUAACUAGAACAAGUUUUAGCUACGCUGCAAUCACUGUUUAGGUACAUGACUAUAUAUUCCUUGAAAAAUGCAAAGAUAUAUUUCCAUCCAAGCAUGUAACGCACAUAGUUCAGCACCUGUGUACUAGUGAAUUAGAGUGAAUUAGAAUUAGAAAAAAAUAUCCACCGUGUUGAACAAUAUAGUCAAUAUUAAAUGAUCAGUUGCAUUUUUGGUCCAUUGCAUAAAAUAAUCUAAAUUAGUUGACACUUUAGGCAGCAGCAAAUGAUAUGCAUAAUUUGUCAGGGAAGACUUUCAGCUAUAAGAAAUAUGCCUGCACAUGCCAAACAGUAAGGUCUAGACAGCAAAGCUGUCUGUGGAUCCUUGUGUUGAGGCAGAUGAUUUAUUUGGCAGCCCAGCUGAGAUAUACACUCAGUUACCACUUCAUUAGAUAAAUCUAGGCUCCCUUACCAUGCAUGUGCUUUUUGCUGAUACUCAAUUACUGAGUAGCCCAUCUGUUGCUUUGCAAAAUUUGUCAGCCCUGCCCUUUUUUUUUUUUUAACUCUAUUGUGCAACUUGCAGUGAUCUUGUGGUCAGAAGCUGACCCUGGUGGAGAGCUAGAUUUUACAAUUAACAUACUGUGCAUGGGGAGAGAGAGCUAUAAUCUCGACCUGUACACUAUGAAGAGGACAAACAAGGUAGGUCUGUAAUAAAAUGGCCAGGAAGAUAUACUUGUAUCAGCACCGCACACACUACCACGCCAUGGCCUACAGUCAAUUAUAAUUACUACAAAGUGAACUUAUUUUGCAGGUUCAUUCAUUCAUUUAAUUUCUAAUGCAUUUUCUUGUGGGGGUCAUGGUGGUGGCACACUGUGGCAGUCAACCUAGACUUCUCUAUCCCCAGCCACAAAGUCUAGCUCCUCUUGAGGGGUCCCCAGAAGUUCUCAGGCUAGCUGAAAGAUACAAUCUCUCCAGCAGGCCCUGAGCCAGAUAUAACACUGGGAGCUGACCUGGGAAGUGACCAGUAUGUAGAUAGAAGAUGGGUGCACCUAAUAAACUGUAACUGGGUAUAUGUGGAGGCUGAAGUAUAUGAUUGUGGAAUCUCAGGGUAGGUAACAGGCCUACCUGAAAUCACUUUUUCCCCUUUGUACACUUUCAUGUGUGAUGUUGCAUCUGUCUGAAUUUGACUGUACAUGCACUUUGGAAAAUAUAGAUUUAAAUAAACUAAAUAAUUUUUGUGAAUUACUUCUGAAAACUGUACUCAGGAAAUUUAUUUAUUUAUUUUUUUUUUCCACUGUACCUCUGUGGGAACCAGUCAGAAGGGAUUCUCUGGAAUCUUUGGAAUUCUUUGGAGUGUAUGGAAGCUAGGAACGUUUUCAUUAUUCAGUGACUCCUUAAAACAUUUUUAGUUUAAGAUGGAGGUGGAGUUCAUGCCGCUUUGUAUUUAAUAAAAGAAUUUCUCUGGCCAAGCGCAUGCAGUCAACCUUACCAGUGACACCAAUCGUGGGACAAGAUGCUAAACCCAUCACUCUGUGUGUAGCAAGAGUGCAGCUGCAGCUCAUCAGUCUGGUACCUGUUGUUUUUGCUAAGUAUGAACAAAUUAUUUGUGCAUGUUCAUGUCUAAGGGUACAAUGUUAUGUGUCACUGAUUCUGUCUUUAUUGUUGCUACCUCGCUAAGCCACACAAGCUGCUCCUCAGAUAUGCUGGAAAAGUUUGAUGAACGCAGCCAAGCGCGCAGAGGUCGAAAAACGCCCACUGGUCAUGAAAAGGUUUGCCGAGACAUGUACCAAGUUUUUGUGGGUCACU